AUGUCGGGAAUACUGCGACGAGCAAAAUCAACACGCGAUGCUCGGGCAAAGAAGGUUGCCCGUGAUCAGCUGGAUUUCAACUUUGCCGCUGAAAUAGAGAGUUUGACACUGCCAAAGGCGCCGGGAGGGGAGCCACGACCCUCCAGCCCUCCAAAGCUCAGUCGGCGCAAAAGCAUUUCAAGUUUUCAUGCGUCUCUGCGGAUAGGAAAUAUAUUUGACAACAUUCCCAGGAGCGCGAAUCCUCUGAAUAGGCUUUCCAUAUUUCCUGGCGGCGGCCCUGCAUCCCUGCCAGAGUCACCUCCGUUGUCUGCACUGAGGGUGUCACCCGUCCCGCCGGACCAGAGCUGUGAUGGGGAUGGAAGGGUGAAUGGGCCGGAGAGGCCUUUAAAUGAUAGUUCGGUGGACGACAGUGAACUCCUUUAUAUUGGCAUGGCAAUCGGGAGCCCUAGUGAGGCGCGGGAGGCAGGGAUGGGGAGUUCGGCUGUCCCUUCACCACUCGAUGUGCCGUCAGGCGGGAAUGAAACUCCACAGUUUGUACUGCCACCUGAGCCAUUUGGUGUGGAGGUGCGGGGGGCGAUGAGCGGGACGGUCAGAAAGAAGCAAUCGCGGAAGGAUAGCAAGCAUGGUGCUCAAGCGGAGAACCCCAGGAGUGGGUGGAAGAAAUUGUUUGGAAGAAGCUUUUUUGGUAAAAAGGAUGCGCCCAAACCGGCCCAGCAUCCUCAGCAGCCGCCGCCUAUGCUAGACUCCCUGGUGACAGCAGAACCUCGACCGUUUCAGUCCAAGACUCCGUUCCUGAUAUCCAAAUCGCAUUUGGACAAGCUAGCUGCGCCUCCGGCAUCACCAGCACCUUGUCUCAACGUUGAUAUUCCCGAGGUGGAGAUGGAAAGAUAUAGCGUCAUGUUUGGCACAUUAUUGCAUCCGAGCGAGAAGUCAUCAUUGUUCGCGCGUAGGAGGUCAAGGGAUGUUCCAGCUGCCAAUGGGCAGGUGCGUUUUUUAAUUGGAUGCUUUAUACAAGGAGCAGUUCCGGCUAACCUGACUAAAGACACAGCAAGCAGUACCCCAACUAUACUUGAACCCACUAAAGCGAAAUGCAACAACUGGUCAAGUGAGCCGCUCCCCUCGCUCCAUGCUCGGAAAUUCCCUCGGGAGUAUAAGUCCUCGGCCUGGACCUAGCCCAACUCGAAGCCCGGGACUCGCCCGGUCCAAGUCAGUGGGAGGCGUCUCUCCGGCACCCUCGCCGGGAGCCAUAUACGUUGUGAAUGCGCAAAGCGCAGAAGGUUCCUCCCCCUUGAUGCCGGCUGGUCGCCCCUGCUCUCUGCGACCUGGCUCUUCGAGCAGAGUAUCCCGAAUAUCGGAGGAGCCUUCGAUUGAUACACCGAGGGGCAGCUUUGAUGAGGGCGACGAUGGCUGGCUCACUAGGGACGGUGAGGUGGAGCCGCAAUGGGAAAUGAUUAACCCUCAGGGCCGCUCGACGCAGACUACACCAGAUACACCGAUGAGUGAAGGUAUGUCUUUACACCAACCCCGAGAAUUGGUCGGAUGAGGGGAGAGAUAGUGCGUCUAAUGAAUCAUUGUAACAGAGGACAUUGAAUACGCCGCGCAAAUCAGCAUAGCCCGUCAAAUCUCUGUCUCACAACGCCAGCUGCUAUUGCCGAUUGUUCCUAGGUCACAGCGGCUCGUUAGCCGCGCACCACUACGCAAACCACCGAAGCCGCCGUUAGAAGGGAAUAUCAUGCCCAGAUCUUCUAGCGCUGCUGCAACACACCCCUCCACGCCCCCAGCCGUGCCACCGACAUCGGCGGAGGCUGGUAGCACAUGCUAGCCGCAUGAGUGCAUGGGUAUAGUGCAAGUGAGGACCAAACUUUUUUGAAUAAAUUUGUUUGCUUCUUUGGGCAGGCUACUAAUUGGUCUCUUGAAUGGAGUGACAUUGAGGGCUAGGUAGUUUGCCUGUUGGUGCCUGAACGACCUGCCGGGUAGGGCGUUUGUUUCUGGAGUACGGUGUUUUUUUUUGUUUUUUUUUGUCUUUUCUUGUCUUCGUUUUUGGUUAUUUACUUUCUGUCAGUAUUCGCCCACUUUUUACUCUCAGCGCAUCGUAUUUUCAUAUCAUAAUGUCAUUGAUGACUUGAAGGAGGGAGUGGAUUACGAGAAGAACGAGAAGGAGGUGUUCUCGCCUUGUGGGAAUUGUUGCUACUUUGCGGGCAUUACGGGUAUGGUUCCGACGGGGUAAACUCUAGACCAAAAUUAGACAGAAAUGAUGGUGACAGUUAUUCCUGCAAUGGCGAUUGUAACACCUCCAAAUUAUUAUUUCUACCAUU
This is a messenger RNA of Tuber aestivum (summer truffle), 2315 nucleotides long. The record is from the annotation of a GenBank genome assembly. Lineage: Eukaryota; Fungi; Ascomycota; Pezizomycetes; Pezizales; Tuberaceae.